This is a messenger RNA of Neomonachus schauinslandi (Hawaiian monk seal), 487 nucleotides long. Its product is annotated as vacuolar ATPase assembly integral membrane protein vma21-like. Gene Ontology annotation, cellular component: endoplasmic reticulum membrane. Gene Ontology annotation, biological process: vacuolar proton-transporting V-type ATPase complex assembly. Lineage: Eukaryota; Metazoa; Chordata; Mammalia; Carnivora; Phocidae. The record is from RefSeq and is a predicted model, not a curated record. The transcript has a single exon. Bases 117 to 458 code for a protein of 113 amino acids.
AUUGCCGCAGUUGCCGCAGUCUCCGCAGUCGCUGCAGGCGCGAGGUUGGGUGCAGGCGGCUGUGACUGAGCUUCGACUUCUCGACGGACGGACCGACUGACUGACGGACGGACACCAUGCCGCGCUCCCACAGGCCUCCGCCGACCGCCCAGCGGCCCACCAACGCCACCGGCAACGCCACCGGCAAUGCUGCCGAGCCCAAGCCCGAAGGCGGCAGCCUGGCCACGACUUUCAAGAUUUUUCUCCUCUUUGCAGGACUGAUGGUUAAAGUUCCUGUGGGCUUGUAUUUUUCCUGCAAAUUGCUUCUUUUCCAAAGUCUCCUGUUAAUGUCUCCUGACGACAGUGGCUUUUACGCGACCAUUGUCGCGGUGGUGGGGCUGCAUGUGGUGCUGGCGGUGUUUGUGUUCAUCGUGUGGAAGGAGGGCAUGCCUGACUGGCAGGAAAACAAGAACGAGUAGAGCAGCUCGGAAGCUGCGAACGCGGGGGG